Messenger RNA from Lytechinus pictus (painted urchin), 1253 nucleotides. RefSeq names its product mucin-5AC-like. Bases 1 to 1155 code for a protein of 384 amino acids. The record is from RefSeq and is a predicted model, not a curated record. The transcript has 4 exons. Lineage: Eukaryota; Metazoa; Echinodermata; Echinoidea; Temnopleuroida; Toxopneustidae.
AUGCGGGGAUGUGGGUCUACAGUUGUAGACUACUAUCUCCAUUACCUGUAUGUCUAUCACUCUGUCUCCGUCCGUCCGUUCGCUUAUCUAUUUCUUUCCCUCUCUGUCGAAGCAUGCAAUUCAAACCAUGUGGAACACAACGGAUCCUGCUAUUACUUCUCGACCAGUGUGGCCAACCACUCCGACGCAAACCAAUCGUGCCAUGACAUCGGCCUCUACUUGGUUGCCAUAGAAACUCCUGAGGAACAGGACUUUGUAGUGGACAAUCUACUGAACCCCGACGUUAACCACUGGAUAGGGUUAACUGCUGAUGGUAGCGGAAACCAAGUGUGGUCGGACAGUACGAAUGUGACAUAUAGUAACUAUGGCAUGGAUGAAGUUAACGUAUUUGAUGAUGGAGGUCUUUGUUUCAGAAUACGACCAUCAAACAAUUACACUUGGUAUGACCAGAUUUGCUCUAACCUAUAUCGCUACAUCUGCGAAAGGAAAACCAUGUGCCCAGAUACGUCUGCAGAAACCCCUACUACCACACUUUAUACAGGAACAUCAUCGAUAGACCCAAUCUCAAUUCUUUCAUCUGAUGCAACUCAGACGAUCCAAAAUAUGGACACAUCUGCAUCCUUACAUGACAAUACGGGUGCUUCUUCUGUGACUUCAGCCAAUAUGUCAACAUUCGCGCCAUUGGAGACGACAGAUGGUUUUAUCUAUGAUACAAACAACGCAACCAUGGCGACACCCCCAUUGUCCUCCUCCACACCAACAUCAACUGCACCACGAUCAUCUUCAUCACUUCCAUCAUCAUCUUGGACCACAGACGGUGGCUUUACCUCUAAAUCUUAUCUACUUACAAGCAAGAUGACAGCCGCACCUACUACACAUUUCACAACCACUUGUCAUGGCAAACGUGAAUACACGAGAAGCACAAAUUUCAGACUACUAGCCAGCAAUUCAACGAUCAACGCUGACUAUAUUCAUUCAUCAUAUUCUGUAUCGUCACACAUCGGAUGUGCCCAACAAUGCCUCGCAAACGUCAUGUGCACGGCUUUUGCAUUUCUUCCAACUGAAAGAUUGUGCUUGCUAGGUGAAAGAGGUGGGACAUCAUCACGCUUCAAGAGACACCUUGGGGCUACAACUUAUUUGAUGGUUUCUGUCUAAGGAUGAAAAUAUAAUACAAUGCAAGUCAAGAUGUUUGCAUUUUACUGCUGUAUAUCGAGUAGAGUUCAAUUAUUUUCAUAGCUAGCUGCUACCUCAGU